Messenger RNA from Hypomesus transpacificus, 1816 nucleotides. RefSeq names its product thrombopoietin (gene thpo). Gene Ontology annotation, molecular function: hormone activity; cytokine activity. The record is from RefSeq and is a predicted model, not a curated record. Gene Ontology annotation, cellular component: extracellular region. NCBI's taxonomy places the organism in Eukaryota, Metazoa, Chordata, Actinopteri, Osmeriformes, Osmeridae. The transcript is spliced from 5 exons. Gene Ontology annotation, biological process: cell population proliferation. The coding region runs from base 170 to 712 and encodes 180 amino acids.
AGAAUGUGAAAUUCGAACCAUGAGGGGGCAGGAGACACAACGCACUUGCACAUAAAAGUAACUUGAAGUAGACUAAACAAACUUUUCAUCUGAGCAUGUUCAUUAGAAAUUCACUUUCAAUUGAACAUUUUAUCAAACAAAUGUUUACGAAACAGAAGCCAAGCGGGGCAUGGCUUUAACCAGGCUUCUGCUGCUCUACGUGUUUGCCACUGAGGUGCUGGAUGCAGAGACCAGACCGAUAGACUUUGUAUGUGACAGAGAGUCCAGGAGGGGCAUCAACACUGUGGUUGCGAUGGAGGCUGCUCUGGCAGAUUGUUAUGCAUUGUCAACUCUGCCCUUCCCAGUCCAGCUGCCCUGUAUCAAAGUUCACAAAGCAUCCUGGGACAACAAAUCACACCAGGAGAAGCAGGGGGACAUCAUGGUAUCUUUGGAGGCUCUAGCAGAAGGGGUGAGAUCUGUCAGGCUAGUGAGGAUUCUUCCUGGAUGUGCCUCUUCUCUGCUUGAACGACUGGAACACAGCAUCAACAACUACUUGCACAUACUCACACACUUGGAGCAGGUGUCAAUGGUGAGCCCAGGGUUGUCCUGCGUUCCUCAGAGAAGCCAGAGUAUGAAGACAGUACUGUGGACCUACAACCGAUUGAUUACAGGCAAACUGGAGUGGCUUAUGUCUGACCUGAUAGACAGUUGUCCUCCCCUUGGACAGAAGUAAAUGUAAAUACUCUACUCUUAUACUCACAGUUGUCGAACAGCAGUCACACUGUUUGUAAUAAAGCUAAGAGUCAUAAAGAUGGGCCCAAAUGUAACAUUUCAAGUGCAGUUGAUAGAAAAAAUAACCCCUAGAGAGGACUGAGAUACACCCCAAGUAGACCGGACAAGGAGCUCCUCUAAAAGAAUGAACAUGUGAUGGCGUAUUGUUUGAAGGAUCGACAUACAUUACCCUCUGCUGGUCUUGGAGAGGAACUUCAACCCAGGAACACGUGGCCAAAGACUGAAGGAUUUAUUUAUUUGCUAUGUUUCAGCUCAGAAACAAACAGGGACAGCUGUAUGAACUAAGGAAACCCCUCAUAAAUAUUGGACUAUUUUCAAAGGAAUUUAUGUUUACAGAUGCCAAAAUGAACAUUUAGAAACGUGAGCAACAUUCUGUAUUCCUAGCUGAAUAAGGUAGGGAGCGUAAACAAAGAGUGAAAUUAAAUUGUUGAAUGCAUUGAAUUUCAAUAGCUCCUUGGUAAUGUGACCUACUGACCUCAAGCUUCUGUUACAGUAUCCACCGAGUAGCCUUAUAUAAUACACAGACAUUAGAUUGUAAAUUUUUAUCUCAGGAAACAUGAAUUCAAUUUAAAUUUGUGUACAAUUGUGAGAGAUAAAAUUGGACAAACAAAAGGGUGUGCAACAUGUAUGUCAUACUUAGUGCACAAUUUUAUCCUUGAACCAAUUCUGAUUCAACCAAAAUAUCCCACUCUUCCCUUGAAAGAGUUGUGGUUCAUUGAUUAUUGGGCAGGAUGCCAGGCGUAUGUGUGGUACUCAGAGAUGAGAGAGGAAGCCCUAGGUCUAAGCUGUAUGAACUACACAGCAGAGAACAUGUCCAGAACUAGUCUCAGUAAGCAGGGGUGUUGAGAGGUGGAGAAUAGGAAAACAGCAGAGAUGGUGCCAGAGUCAAGAGAAUGGUCUCCAGACCGACGGGGGGCCAGGGAGAGUUGGCAUUUUCUGAGACUAUUAUGUGUGUGUGCAUCUCAAAUAGUGAGGCUGUUAUGGGUCUGUUGCUUAAACAAGAUUUUUAUGUCUGUACACUGAGUUCACAAUAACACAUAUUUGU